UGGUCCCAGAUCGCAAUGUGUUCGUCGUAGCUACCCACAGCCACUAAACGCUCGUCAUGCGGGUGAAACUGGAUGCUGCAUACGCCCAUGGAGUACUGCCGCGUGUUCUUAAAGGUCGGCGCUGCGGAGCCGACGCGUAAAUCCCAUCCCUUCAUGGCAGCGUCGUCUGCGCCCGAGAACAGCACAUUCGGGUCGUGGCAGUUGAAGGCCGCGAUCCACGCCUCAAUGGGCGAGCCAUACAGGUCGUGAGCACGCCACUAAAGUCAAAGCAAUCAAGUAACAGUUAGGCAUCGUUUCAUCAAGGAUGCUCUACAUCAAGCGCGUCUCAAGACCCCAUCGACAAACCAGGGGUUGCCGCUACUCAAGCGGAAACCGGUGCGACCAUACCUUGGCUUGUUGAAUGAUACCGUGCGGUGCAAGAUCCCAGACCGAUAGUGCGCUGCCACCAAGAAUCACACACAGCACAAUGUUAGCGUCUUUGAAGCACAGGUUUUUUGCAAUGUGAUCCCUACCCGUCCGAGUGGCUCACGCAGAUGGAAGGUUGGGCUCUUGAGUGGACACGGUUGUUCCAGUCCAACGACAGGCACAUGGAUUCAGCGUUCGUGUCGGUGGUUAGCCCCGAGUGACGCAGCGUCUGCACGUCACCUUCGCGAGCUAACUCGUAUAGUUCCAGUGAGCCACCAGCCGUGGCGGCACCCAGCACUGCCUUGCCGUUCAUGGCCUCCGUGUUCCACUUGAUGUCGAAGAUGCCGCUGGAUGUUGUGAUUCCCUCCAGCUUGUGCACCGAAACAUUUGCGCCGUCGGUACUGGCAGCGUCGUCACAACUCAACUGGAAGUGCUGAAUGGUGCCACUACGCCGGUCCUCCUUCUCGCCAAUCUCCGCCGCCUUGUGGAGCUGGUAGGUAGCCACCACCAUCGAUGACUCGAAGCCUGCCACGGGGCAUGAUUCCACACAGUCCGCCGUCUCGACGGUGUCGAACGUUGCCAACGUCGCGUCCAUCUUGCACCUUGCGUUGGCUAUCGUAAUACUUGAGUUUCGUAGCUUGGACUAUUUUAGCAAUUUCUAGUUUUUGGGUGUCAUUCCAAUCCAGUCAAAAUUGGAAAAAUAUGAGCACCAUCGACGACGCGAGCAGCUCCGAUGAGGACGAUUUCUUCGGUCGCAUGGAGAGCGAUGAUCUCUUUAAGGAGACAGAAACACAGCGAGCAAAACGUCGAGAGGCUGCGCGAUACGUGGAGCAGUACGCGGAGCGAGGAUGGGGACUGGCAGCCAGACAGCGACGUGUUCAAGGCACUGAUAAAGACAUGGUGACGGAGAGCGCGCUUGAGCUCCGUGCCGACAAGAAAGUUGUCUUUCAGGAGAAACAGGGUCAGCAGGCUAAGGUCUGGGAUUGCGCUUUGGUGCUGGCUAAAUUCCUGGCCAACGACGCGUACUUCUCACCGAGCUUUUUCAUUAACAAGCGCGUGAUUGAGUUGGGCUGCGGCAUCGGUGUGCCGGGUUUGGCUGCAGCUGCACUUGGUGCCAAGGAGGUUGUGCUGACCGACAUGCCCAUGGCAGUCCCCUGGAUCCAAGUUAACGUCGAGCGGAAUCAGAAACUCGGCUGCAUUUCCGGUAACGUCCGUGCGCAGGGAUUAAUGUGGGGCGAAGGCGACGAGCUAGAGUCGCAUCAGUUCGAUGUCAUCCUGUGCUCAGACCUGGUAUACGGCCAUCGCGAUAUCUCUCAGAAGCUGGUACAGACCAUUGUGCAGUUAUCGCAUCCUGACACGCUGAUCGUUUCCGCGCACGAGGCUCGCUUUGCUGGAGACCGAGGCGACUCCUUCUUCUCACUGCUGUCCGACAAGCAGUUCCAAAUCGAGCAAGUGCCCCGCGAACGCCUCGACGCAGUUUACAGUGCCGCCAACAUGCACAUGCAUCUGAUCCGGCCCCCACAGAUUCGGACUCAGACCCAGACAGAUUAAAAUUAAAAGAUGGCAUUUUACUUCUAAAACCUU
Messenger RNA from Phytophthora nicotianae INRA-310, 1989 nucleotides. RefSeq lists its product as hypothetical. Lineage: Eukaryota; Oomycota; Peronosporomycetes; Peronosporales; Peronosporaceae. The record is from RefSeq and is a predicted model, not a curated record. The coding region runs from base 1108 to 1956 and encodes 282 amino acids. The transcript is spliced from 2 exons.